Exophiala xenobiotica is the source of this 1158-nucleotide messenger RNA. RefSeq lists its product as uncharacterized. NCBI's taxonomy places the organism in Eukaryota, Fungi, Ascomycota, Eurotiomycetes, Chaetothyriales, Herpotrichiellaceae. The coding region runs from base 58 to 864 and encodes 268 amino acids. The record is from RefSeq and is a predicted model, not a curated record. The transcript has 2 exons.
GGCGUUGCAGUCCGAGUGUGACCCCAGCGAUCCAUUCAAACCACAACCCGUUUAAAAAUGUCGAGCAACUUGCGCGAGACUGUCUCCGCCUACAUCAACUCCAUUCGAGGCAACAAAUAUACGAGUCAAUACUACUCCGUGUUGGCCGUCGGGACUUUGACCUCGUUUAUCAUCGGCCGCGUGGCAUGGAAGGACUACCAGUUGUUCUUGAGCUAUGGACCUGGCGGGCCUCCGUACAAUCCUUUUGGAUGGCUCGUCGCCAACAUCCUACGCCCCCUCCGCAUCAACAUGAUUGAUGCUCGCAAGUUCGAAACAGAUCCCGACCAACGGUCCUGGUUGGGCGAGAAUUGGCUAGCAAAUGGCGAUCACCGACCUGGCUCCCGGCCACACACGGGGCCCCAUCCUGUCCCACAGAGACAGCUCGAUCAACAUCCUUCCAAGGAGAUUCAACAAAAAUUCCUGUCAACUUUCAAGUCGAUUGGCGAGCAGAAUCCGGACUUGGUCAAAUUCGGCUUGUCGCAGUACGAGCGUCACACCGAUGCGAUGUGGGUGGUCGACGAGUGCCCCUGCUACGCACUGGGCAAGGACCACUUCACUCGAGAGAUUUCUCACAUCCACACCAACACCGAUUACUCUGCCCAUGUCGUUCUGUCUCCCAGGGAUGCUGCGAAAGUGAUUCGGUCUGGCUGGGGCCAGCUUCACGGUCUCGCGGGCGUGUCCCUCUUUGGGCGAAAGGUUGUGCCAGCAACUUAUGUCCUGCUUUACAGCCCCAGGAACGAUGACGAGAUUCAAGUCUUGACCGAGAUCAUCAGGGCGGGAAUCGGGUAUAUGACAGACUCGACCGAGAUCAAGGCGCCUGCUUGAUGUCAAGGUUCAAAGACCACGAGCCCCGACUUUCACAGGGCCAUCACCUGCGUGGACAUAUUCAGAACUGCAUGGUCUAGUUCUGGAAUAUUUCCCAUAGUGCAAGAAUUGGGCAGAAGGGAAUGGUCGAAUGGAGGCUGACGUUACGAUAUCAUAAUUUACAAGAAGCAACUCCCAUUCCGGCCGUAUAGCAAUCACUAGCAAUGUACACAAGGGCGACCUGCUCUUGCUCACCCAAGCUCCUUCCCCUGCCCCCCACCAAUGUCUUGUUCGACCGGUCCGAUUGGAAUCUGU